CGGAUAUCGAGCUUUCUUAGCUGAAAGCAUCCUCACCAUGUCAUCAGAAAUGGCUUUCGAGGAAUCAAUGAAAAAGCUCCUCUUACAUGGGGACUACUCAGACAUGAAAGUGACUUGCCAGGGGUUCACUUUCAAUGUCCAUCGUGCCAUCGUCUGCAGCCAGUCACAUUUCUUUGCAAGUGCCCUGAACGCUGGUUUUGAAGAAUCAAUGACGCGUAUUGUCAACCUGCCUGAUGAUGACCCUGGGACGAUUGAACGUGUGCUUUCGUUCCUGUACCUGCAGAAGUACAAUCAAAAUGGACACAUCGUUCCAAUGGACGAUGAUGCAGAACCGAAGAAGCCUGAAACUGAGCUCAGUGAAUCCGACAUCGAAAACUCAGUUUCCGAGGACUAUGCAGGCUGCUCGGCAGACGUUGAAGACAAAAGGGCUAUCGCAUACAACAACAUACGAGUCUACAUAGCCGCUGACAAGUAUGGCAUUGCUCCUUUAAAGUCUCUUGCCGGUAAGCAGUUCGCAAGCUGGACAAGUUCCAAUUGGAACUCCGAAGCUUUCGACGAUAUAGUGCAAGAAGUGAUGACCUACGUACCUCCACAUGAUUUACAUCUUCGGGACGUCGUUAUCGAAACCAUAUCAAAGAACAUUAUUUCCCUUGUAAAAAAGGGGAGUAUUUUCCAACUUAUGGAUACUCACGGCAGCCUUGGAUCCGCGGUUAUCGCGAAACUAGUGCAAAGUGAUAGAGUCAUGGCUACAGAAACAGAAAAACACGCUGUGCUCGACAAAUUUGCGCAAAAGUUGAACGGCCGUCGCUCCUGCAGACAUUGCGGUGGGGCUAUGAAUGUGAGGAUAGAAAAAGGGGAGUGUCUAGAUGGCAUUAUCCGUUGUGCUUCGUGUAAUACAAGGCAUUGA
Molecule: messenger RNA, 907 nt
Organism: Paecilomyces variotii
Lineage: Eukaryota; Fungi; Ascomycota; Eurotiomycetes; Eurotiales; Thermoascaceae
Exons: 2
Coding region: 38-907 (289 amino acids)
Molecular function (GO): protein binding
Source: RefSeq, a predicted model, not a curated record